AACGCACUAAAUAUAACCAACAACAACUAUUAUUCUGUUGAAGUGGCAAAUAUCACAGCCCAAGUUCAGUUUUCGAAAACGGUUAUUGGCAAAGCACGGCUAAACAACGUCACCAACAUUGGUCCUCUGGAUAAGAAACAGAUUGACUAUAUGGUGCCCACAGUCAUACAAGAUGAAAUGAGCUACAUGUAUGACUUCUGUACAUUAGCAUCUAUCAAAGUGCAUAACAUAGUAGUGAUGAUGCAAGUGACAGUGACAACCUCUUACUUUGGCCACUCUGAGCAAAUAUCCCAGGAGAGAUACCAGUAUGUGGACUGUGGAGGAAACACAACCUACCAGCUGGGCCAGUCAGAAUAUUUAAAUGUACUUCAGCCUCCACAAUAAAAGCACCUGUUGGUUAGUGUGGAAUGACUGCUGUCGAUGCUUGCAGAGAUCCUUUGAAUAGGACUGGUACUACGUGAAGGGGAGAGUAUGUGCAUGUGAAGCAUAGCAAAUAUGGUGACCUGUUCACUUUAGAUGCAAGGAGGGAAAAGGUGCAAAAUGUAUAUAGAUGCACUUGUUAAAUGUUGUGUGUUCCCCUUCUGUUUGCUUUCUAUUACUGUAAGCACUUCUGUCAAGUUCUGUGGUGGGAGGGAGAGGGGGAAUAUCAGAUUCUUGAACUGAAUUGGGACCUUUCCUUACAGUGUGGUACAUCAGCUUAGAGUAACUGUGUGUAUGUCUGUUUUUAGGUGAAAUGUGUCACUAAUGAGCAUUUUAGAAAAAAUGAUACUCAUAAAUUUUAAGUUUAUGCUUCAGUUCUUGAUGUUUGACUAUUGAAACUGGCAGUAUUACUACUAGAGUAACAAGAUUACUUUGAGUUAUCUGGGUGUGAAAAUUCAAAUAGUAACCCAG
This is a messenger RNA of Pterocles gutturalis (yellow-throated sandgrouse), 891 nucleotides long. Its product is annotated as transmembrane protein 106B-like. Gene Ontology annotation, biological process: dendrite morphogenesis; lysosome organization; lysosomal transport. Gene Ontology annotation, cellular component: lysosomal membrane. Lineage: Eukaryota; Metazoa; Chordata; Aves; Pterocliformes; Pteroclidae. The annotation marks the transcript as partial. The record is from RefSeq and is a predicted model, not a curated record. The transcript has 4 exons.